Molecule: messenger RNA, 381 nt
Organism: Strongylus vulgaris
Lineage: Eukaryota; Metazoa; Nematoda; Chromadorea; Rhabditida; Strongylidae
Source: the annotation of a GenBank genome assembly
AUGAUCCCGGACACAACUAUACUUAACACCAAGACGGUAGCUGAAAUUGUCAGGAUGGGUUACACCAGAAUCCCUGUUUAUUCUGAUGGUGACAAGAACAAUGUUACUGAUAUUCUCUUUGUCAAGGAUCUUGCCCUUCUCGAUCCGGACGAUAAUUUCACUGUAAAAACUGUGUGCGGUUAUCAUAAACAUCCUGUGAAAUUUGUUUUCAACGACACGCCAUUGAGUAUUCUUCUGGAGGCGUUUAAGAAGGGUGAAGGCCAUUUGGCUAUGGUUAAAAAGCUCAACGAGGACGAAGAACAUGAUCCUACUUAUGAACUUGUGGGUGUGGUAACCCUAGAAGAUAUUGUUGAAGAAAUCUUGCAGGUGAUUCAAAUCUAA